AUGAAUCAUCCUCCAACCCCGGUAUCACAUUCCUCUCUCACACAGAACAGAAUCACUAACCUUCAUAUUUGUAGCCUUAACUGUCGUAGCCUCUCUAAACCACCUUCCCUCGAUCUCAGCCGCUCCUUCUCCCGCUUACUCAUCUCCUCGGACAUGGACAUCCUCUGUCUUCAGGAAGCCCAUUCAGCUGAUCCUGAGGUGCAGGAUCGCUUGGAUAUUCAACUGCAGGCCAAGACAUCCAUUUGGACUCACCACUGUGGUGUUGUAAGCCUCAAUCCAGCUAUCCAACUUGAAGACGCCUAUGUUUCCACCGAUGGCCGGUUGAUCAUUUGCACUGUCUCCCAUGUUAAUCACCUCUUCCAUCCCUUCCGUCUCAUGAACAUCUAUGCCCCUGCCACUCCCUAUGACCGCUACGACUUCUAUGCUAAUCUCCUUCAACUACCGUAUUUUCACUCGUUACUGACAAACUUCUCAUCUCAUUCUUUCACCUUCCCUCCUGAGGCUCCCACAAUGAUAGUGGUUGAUUUCAACUACAAUUUUCGCCGUUUCCCCUCCUCCACCAUCCAUAAUAAUCUCCAAAAUCCUGAUUUCAUUUCUAACCUACACCUCAAUUACCCACAUUCAUCUGACACAACCUCCACUAACCCAGAGGAUCCCUCUAUCACACCCACUCUUGACACCAACGAUCUUUCUAAUAUGUCACCAUCUACACGAGCUCAAUGGUUUUGGCAUGCCAUACUACAACAUCAUUAUCACGAGUGCUCCCACCGUUUACAAUCUGAUCCACCUAUACCUACCUUUACCGAUGGCGGUCAUCUGUCUACCAUCGACUACAUGUACGUAGCUCCUCUCCUUACCGACUUUCUACAAGCAUCCAACGUCGAGUUCAUUGGCCCUUAA
Messenger RNA from Mucor velutinosus, 900 nucleotides. RefSeq lists its product as uncharacterized. The record is from RefSeq and is a predicted model, not a curated record. Bases 1 to 900 code for a protein of 299 amino acids. The transcript has a single exon. Lineage: Eukaryota; Fungi; Mucoromycota; Mucoromycetes; Mucorales; Mucoraceae.